Molecule: messenger RNA, 830 nt
Organism: Mytilinidion resinicola
Lineage: Eukaryota; Fungi; Ascomycota; Dothideomycetes; Mytilinidiales; Mytilinidiaceae
Exons: 1
Coding region: 169-543 (124 amino acids)
Source: RefSeq, a predicted model, not a curated record
AUCGAACGAUUCCCAAAAAAGGUCAACACCAUCCAACCCGCUGAAGUCACCAUAAAGACCGUUGUAUUCGAUAUCCCGACCCCCAAGAAUUUUCCCGAAGGAACGGUGAUCGCGCCGGAAGCCUUUUGAUGGAGCUACUGGGCUGUUCCAUCCUAUCAGAACUGCGAUAUGGAAAAGCGGUAUCUGAUGCAUCCAAAGUCCUUUGCUGAUUACCUAUUUCGCACUCUGGAUCAGUUUGUCCUUGAUUUGGGUGUCGAUAAGCCCAUGGCUUUCUGUACCCCACCACAUCUGGAUACAUACGUCGCUUCAUUUGGCGCAACUCUUUUUGAAAGUGUUGGAACUAUCAGAAUCACGGUAGACGGCGAGAUGUAUAAGGAACUAGAUUUGGCUGCAAGGCCGGCUGCUAUUCCACCGGACGGACCGCCAGCGCUUUUCAGGACCGGGAGGGCGCCUGGCUUCAAGGAAUGGCGCGAGAGGACAUACCAGCGAAGAGAGGGCGCUGGGCUGAAGGUGGUGAGGCAUGACGCCGCACAGGAGGGCUAAUCAUGUGCAACAUCACCGACUUCAGAAUCUAACGCCAAGCUCCCGAUAUGAUACCGAUCUUUUCCGGCAACCACGAAAGUGUACAGUACUAACAGCAAGCCCAAAAUCGAGCACAAAUCGCAGACGAGCUCCCAUAUUAUGCAAACGUAUACCCCUGUAAUGAACUCGGAUACCGUGGCCCCCAAUCUAGUGUGACUGAAACAAUCCAACUUAGAAUCUCUGAUAGUUAACAGCACGCCAAAACGCAAGUUCCAAAGCGCACGGGAUCGCACUGCUCAAACUAUUUU